Molecule: messenger RNA, 3507 nt
Organism: Elephantulus edwardii (Cape elephant shrew)
Lineage: Eukaryota; Metazoa; Chordata; Mammalia; Macroscelidea; Macroscelididae
Gene: ATP11A
Product: ATPase, class VI, type 11A
Exons: 28
Coding region: 1-3507 (1168 amino acids)
Biological process (GO): phospholipid translocation
Cellular component (GO): recycling endosome; endoplasmic reticulum; trans-Golgi network
Molecular function (GO): ATP hydrolysis activity; ATPase-coupled intramembrane lipid carrier activity; magnesium ion binding
Source: RefSeq, a predicted model, not a curated record
AUGAGUAAUAAGUCGACAGUCUCUGCAGAGUCUGAGCUCGGGCCUGGGCCCCUGCUGGCAGCCCACGUCCUUGGCGGCUUCUGUUAUACUUUUUGGAACUUCAUACCCAAGAAUUUAUUUGAACAGUUCAGAAGAAUAGCCAACUUUUAUUUUCUUAUCAUAUUUCUGGUACAGUUGAUUAUUGAUACACCCACAAGCCCCGUAACAAGUGGACUUCCACUGUUCUUUGUUAUUAUUGUCACAGCUAUCAAACAGGGUUAUGAAGACUGGCUUCGCCAUAAAGCAGACAAUGCAAUGAACCAGUGUCCUGUUCAUUUCAUUCAGCACGGCAAGCUUGUUAGAAAGCAAAGUCGAAAACUAAGAGUUGGUGACAUUGUGAUGGUCAAAGAAGAUGAAACCUUUCCUUGUGACCUAAUAUUCCUUUCCAGCAACAGAGGAGAUGGAACCUGCCAUGUUACAACUGUCAGUUUAGAUGGAGAAUCAAGUCAUAAGACUCAUUAUGCAGUUCAAGAUACAAAGGGAUUUCAUACUGAAGAAGACAUAGAUGGGCUCCAUGCUACAAUUGAAUGUGAGCAGCCUCAGCCCGAUCUCUACAAAUUUGUUGGUCGUAUAAAUGUUUACAAUGAUCUAAAUGACCCUGUGGUAAGACCAUUAGGAUCAGAAAACUUGCUUCUUAGAGGAGCCACGCUAAAGAACACAGAGAAAAUCUUUGGAGUUGCAAUUUACACUGGCAUGGAAACAAAGAUGGCAUUAAAUUAUCAAUCAAAAUCCCAGAAACGAUCUGCUGUAGAAAAAUCAAUGAAUGUAUUCCUUAUUGUGUACCUCUGUAUUCUAAUCAGUAAAGCAUUGAUAAAUACUGUCCUGAAAUAUGUAUGGCAGAGUGAACCAUUUCGAGAUGAACCAUGGUAUAAUCAGAAAACAGAAUCAGAAAGACAAAGAAACCUGUUCCUCAGCGCUUUCACAGACUUCUUGGCUUUCAUGGUCCUCUUUAACUACAUUAUCCCAGUGUCCAUGUAUGUCACUGUAGAAAUGCAGAAAUUCUUUGGUUCUUAUUUCAUCACUUGGGAUGAAGAAAUGUUUGAUGAAGAAACUGGAGAAGGGCCUCUGGUGAAUACCUCUGAUUUAAAUGAAGAAUUAGGACAGGUGGAAUAUAUCUUCACUGAUAAAACUGGCACCCUCACAGAAAACAACAUGGAAUUUAAGGAAUGCUGUAUUGAAGGUCAUGUCUACGUGCCUCACGUAAUCUGUAAUGGACAAGUUCUCCCUGAUUCUUCAGGAAUUGAUAUGAUUGAUUCUUCUCCAGGUGUUAGUGUAAAGGAACGUGAAGAGCUGUUCUUUCGUGCUCUCUGUCUUUGCCACACGGUCCAAGUGAAAGAUGAUGAUAAUGUAGAUGGUCCCAGGAAAUCACCAGACUCAGGAAAAUCUUGUGUGUAUAUAUCAUCCUCCCCUGAUGAGGUGGCGCUAGUUGAGGGGAUUCAAAGACUUGGUUUCACAUACCUAAGGCUAAAAGACAAUUAUAUGGAGAUAUUAAAUAGGGACAAUGACAUUGAAAGGUUUGAAUUGCUAGAAAUUUUGAGUUUUGACUCAGUAAGAAGGAGAAUGAGUGUAAUUGUGAAAUCUUCGACAGGAGACAUUUAUCUGUUUUGCAAAGGAGCAGAUUCUUCAAUAUUUCCCAGAGUAAUAGAAGGCAAAGUUGACCAAAUUCGAUCCAGAGUGGAGCGCAAUGCAGUGGAGGGACUCCGAACUUUAUGUGUUGCCUAUAAAAGACUCAUUCCAGAAGAAUAUGAAGGUGUUUGUAAACUGCUGCAGGCUGCUAACGUGGCACUUCAAGAUCGAGAGAAAAAACUAGCAGAAGCAUAUGAGCAAAUAGAGAAGGACCUUAUUCUGCUUGGUGCUACUGCUGUUGAGGAUCGGCUCCAGGAAAAAGCUGCUGAUACUAUUGAAGCUCUACAGAAAGCUGGCAUCAAAGUUUGGGUUUUAACCGGAGACAAAAUGGAGACUGCAGCAGCCACCUGCUAUGCGUGCAAACUUUUUAGGAGAAAUACACAGCUGCUUGAGCUAACCACCAAGAAAAUUGAAGAACAGAGUUUACAUGAUGUUCUGUUUGAGCUGAGCAAGACUGUUCUGCGUUAUAGUGGCAGCCUAACAAGAGACAACUUCUCAGGACUUUCAACAGAUAUGCAAGACUAUGGUUUAAUUAUUGAUGGAGCCGCCUUGUCUUUAAUAAUGAAGCCCCGAGAAGAUGGGAGUUCUGGCAACUAUAGAGAACUCUUUCUUGAAAUCUGCCGCAACUGUAGUGCAGUGCUCUGCUGUCGAAUGGCACCUUUGCAGAAGGCCCAGAUUGUUAAAUUAAUUAAAUUUUCAAAAGAGCACCCUAUUACUUUAGCAAUUGGUGAUGGCGCAAAUGAUGUCAGCAUGAUCCUGGAAGCACAUGUGGGCAUAGGUGUCAUUGGGAAAGAAGGACGUCAGGCUGCGAGAAACAGUGACUAUGCAAUACCGAAAUUUAAACACUUAAAGAAGAUGCUGCUUGUUCAUGGACAUUUUUAUUAUAUUAGAAUAUCUGAACUUGUGCAAUACUUCUUUUAUAAGAAUGUCUGCUUCAUUUUCCCUCAGUUUUUAUACCAAUUCUUCUGUGGAUUUUCACAACAGACUUUAUAUGAUACUGCGUAUCUUACACUGUACAAUAUCAGUUUUACUUCCCUUCCAAUUCUCUUGUACAGUCUAAUGGAACAGCAUGUCAGUAUAGAUAUGCUCAAGAGAGACCCCUCACUGUACAGAGACAUUGCCAAGAAUGCACUACUCCGCUGGCGAGUGUUCAUUUAUUGGACAUUCUUAGGAGUAUUUGAUGCUCUGGUAUUUUUCUUUGGUGCUUAUUUCAUGUUCGAAAAUACAACAGUAACCAGCAAUGGACAGAUAUUUGGAAACUGGACCUUUGGGACACUGGUAUUCACCGUGAUGGUCUUCACAGUCACCCUUAAGCUUGCAUUAGAUACUCACUACUGGACUUGGAUAAACCAUUUUGUCAUCUGGGGUUCAUUGUUAUUCUACAUUGUCUUUUCCUUACUCUGGGGAGGAAUUAUAUGGCCAUUCCUCAGUUAUCAAAGGAUGUACUAUGUGUUUAUACAGAUGUUGUCUAGUGGUCCUGCGUGGCUGAGCAUUAUUCUGCUGAUUACUGUGAGCCUUCUUCCAGACGUUCUCAAAAAGGUCUUAUGUAGGCAGUUGUGGCCCACUGCAACAGAAAGAAUCCAGAAUACAUCCAGGCAGUGUCAGGACCAUGUUUCAGAAUUCACCCCUAUUGCCUCUCUACAAAGCCCAAACUAUCAAAGCAAUGAACUCACCAGUUCCUCGGCCACGCGGUCUAGUUAUCACUCUAAAAAAGUGAUGUUAACAUUCUGGAAUAGCAAGGAGCAUUUAGUACUCCCACCCAUUUUUGGUCUUUCAAGUAAUUAUUGCAAUUCCAGUACAAGACACUACUAUCAUGGGUCCAGUCUGGAAACACCUGUAUGA